This is a messenger RNA of Drosophila montana, 2021 nucleotides long. RefSeq lists its product as uncharacterized. The coding region runs from base 1 to 1557 and encodes 518 amino acids. The transcript is spliced from 3 exons. The record is from RefSeq and is a predicted model, not a curated record. NCBI's taxonomy places the organism in Eukaryota, Metazoa, Arthropoda, Insecta, Diptera, Drosophilidae.
AUGCCGCUACUAAUCCCCGCUCUGCUCGCGCUACGCUCCUCCAAGCUACCGCCAAUACUAAUCCACAGCGCCACCUGCCGCCCAUCCGCAUCCAUAACCACUAAUGACAGUGCUAGUAACUCUUGUAGUCAUAGUUAUAAGUUAGCCACCAUUCCGGAACUGGAACUGGAGCUGGAGCACGAGCAGACACAAACAGAGACGUGCCUAAAGCUUUCGCCCAAUUUCAAUCGGAUCUAUGCCAGCAAAAUAGACAUUGUAAUGGAUAGGCCCGAGGUGGCGCCCCCUAUCACCCAGUUUGAUUCGUUAAGUUCGGAGUUGGAGGAAACAUCGUCCAAUCCGGACUCGGGUAACGCCAGUCUAGCUGAUUUUCCGCUUGCAGCCCAUGCGAAUGCCUCGCUUGAGCUGCAAACCAGCUACAAUAGUCGCUUUGAGGUUAGGGAGCACUACGUAUCCGAGGUUUCGAUAAGUACAGACGAUGACAGCGAUACCAUGUGCGAUGGGGCUAAGCAGGAGGCUGAAGAGUUUCCACGUUUGCCCACAGAGGAGGAGCUGCUCGAGAGCUUGCGUGAGGAGGCGGCACUUAACGAAACCGAGAAUAGAUCGAAGAUUGCAAGUGAACUUAAUGCUGAGCAAAAACUUGACGAAACGCCCGCGUUAAGCCAGGCAGUUUAUGACCUAACGAAUGAAUCUCUUAUAAAAGAACUUAACGACAGUAGUUUCGAUGAAAAUGAUUUAGUGUCAAUUGCUCUGGACGAGCUGCAAGAGGCGGCUCUUAACGAAGCCGAGAAUAGAUCGAAGAUUGCAAGUGAACUUAAUGCUGAACAAAAACUUGACGAAACGCCCGCGUUAAGCCAGGCAGUUUAUGACCUAACGAGUGAAUCUCUUAUAAAAGAAGUUAACGACAGUAGUUGCGAUGAAAACGAACUUGACGAAAAUGAUUUAGUGUCAAUUGCUCUGGACGAAGCUUUGCUCGAAGAAAUCAAAAUUGACGAGAGAGCAUUUAAUGAACUUGCCGAAUGUGAACUAGUUCAGCGCAAAAAGAGCAUCGUUUACGAGACUCCGCAAAUAAACCUGAGCAUUUCCGAGGUGAGACUCAAUUACGAUACCAAAGCAGAGCAAGAGGAGAGUGAAACAACAGUUGUCAAGAAAGAGAGAGAGGAAGAGGGAGAGGGCGAUGAUAUGCCAAUUAAGGAUACUAUAACACGUAAUGAGCGGCACAGCAGCAGCAGAGGCAGCGGCAGCGACAGCGACGUCGACGGCGAAGCCAAUGAAAUUGAGACGCGCCGUCGCCAAGGACUUCCGGCGUUGACAGACGAACGGCCAACGACCAGCUCGAAAGCGCUCUCCGUUUUUGGCGAGGUCCGCGAUGUGCGACCAGCUGCGGCAGCAGGCGCGGGGGCGGGGGCGGGGCUCGGCGGCGUGACGCGAGGCGGUUUGACGACACUCGAGCACGUAUUUGUUGCCUGCACCGUGGGCCUGAUUACGCCCAAUGAUUUGCUCACAUUGUGCCUGAUCGUAAUUGGUGUGAUUAUCAUUGUGGCAAUUGCGCUCACCUGAGCACACACACACACACACACAUUAGUUGUUAUUGCACAACUUGUUGUGUUUGUAGUUGUUUGUUGUUCUUGUUAUUGUUGUUCAACAGAAAACACAAAUUAUUUAUUCAUUUUUUUCUGCCGCGGCAAAUGAAUCAUUUUAUUAAUGUAUAUCGAAACGUUAGAUUAUUUUUUUAUAUAUAGCCCAAAAGUAUUCUUAUUUAUAUAUAUUAUAAUUUAGUUGUAUAUUUAUGGCUUAAGAACCACUGUGCAAAUGCAUUUCAUCCACAUCCGAAAACUAACUAAAAACUAAUUUUCGUUCGAUUUACCUAAUGCAUAUUUUUUUAAUUGUUAAUUUGACUGCAACUUGUGCCAAUGAUUUUUUAAAUGUCUGCUUUAUUAUGUUCUAUUUUAUAAUUAAUAUAUAAAUAUUUUCUAAGCACACGAUCAAAAAAGAAAUCGACGAACAAAAAACAAAUUUUAUAU